This is a messenger RNA of Phaeodactylum tricornutum CCAP 1055/1, 1593 nucleotides long. RefSeq lists its product with no specific name. NCBI's taxonomy places the organism in Eukaryota, Bacillariophyta, Bacillariophyceae, Surirellales, Neidiaceae. The transcript has a single exon. Gene Ontology annotation, molecular function: O-acetyltransferase activity. The coding region runs from base 142 to 1593 and encodes 483 amino acids. The record is from RefSeq and is a predicted model, not a curated record.
CAACACAGACGGCACUGCGUUUGCUGAAUCGUUAGAUUCAUUCUGGAAGCGCAACUCCUCACAACAUCCAAAAUUCUUUUCAAAAGCACACACUCUUUAGUCUCUCGGUAGCAAUCAAGUGACCGCAACAACAUCAUCAUCAUGAAUCGUAGAGCAUGCAUUCUCCUCUCGGUUUGCUUAUCGUCCGUGAUGGUAGUCCAGCUGUGGUUGGGCUUCGCAACAAAAUACAGUGGAACCGGUACUAGUGUUAUCAAAAGUUUGUUGAGACCGUUGAACGAAAUCAAGACACUCGCAAUGGAAGACACUGCACAUCUUGAGAUCACCACACGCAGCAGCGUAUUGGAUGUGGUUGCCUACGACAAUUGGACGGCCUCCCACAAGAUUACAAGCUCAAUGCAAAUGACACCCCAGGACAGUACACAGGCGUCAAAAUUCUCUUUGAUGCCUAUCACCAAGACAAAAGCGGAAGAAAAAAAAUCUCUCGCAACCUGGCAACACACACAUCAAAAUCGUCCCUUUUGCAGCGUCCCACAAAUUCGCGAUGGCCAGUGGGUCCCCGUUCAUGGCCCAGCUUCGUACAUCACGCAAACCUCCCAUUUGCGCUGCUACGGUGAGCCUGAUGUCUACCAAACAAUGAACUUCACGUCCUAUGUCUGGCAACCGCACAAUGCUCAUCGCAAGAAGUGUGAAUGGACUGCUUGGCAAGGUCCGCGAAAUGCUUGUCAAGUCCUUGAGCACAGCAACAUCCUGAUAGCGGGGGACUCUCUCUCCUGGGAACACUUCAGCUCGUUGCUUCAGCUACUUGGUCACCACGUACACCAGAAUCUACAGCACCAGUCGCGGGAAUUGCGCACAAACGUGAUGGAUCUAUUAUGUAAUGGCCGUUCACGCAUAUCAUACCGACGAGAUGACAAGCUCACCAACCUCUCGGCCGCUCUGGACGAAGAACCCUUUCCCAACGUUGUCAUUUUGAACCGAGGUGCACACUACGUGGGUGAUGAUGAGCUAAUGCAGGGCAUUCGAGAGAACAUUCGGGAGCUGAAAGUUUGGAAACGCCAGUGCAACGCAAUGGGAAUGUCCUGUCAGCUUUUCUGGCGGACGUCCGUACCGGGUCAUCCUGAGUGUCAUAAAUUUGAAGCCCCAGUCAACGACUUGCAAAGAAUGGAAGCGCAUAUUAGCAACUUGUCCUUAUACAACAACCACACCCUGAAGUAUCACUGGUAUGAUUACCAGCACCAGAAUCAAUUAGUUAUUGAGGAGUUUGCCAAGCACAACGCAACACUGGAAGUGCAUAUCAUGGACGCUUACGCUUUGAAUGUCCUGCGCCCUGAUGACCAUCGUUCGCAUCAAGGAGACUGUCUGCACAAUUGCUAUCCUGGAAAAAUGGAUGUCUACAAUGUUUGGCUCUUGCAUGUGUUGCGACAACUGUUUGAUUUGGAAUCAAUCAAAAAACAGAGCAGCAUUGCGGCAUCUCAAGGCUGGCAUCGCUUGCCGGCAACAGUCUACAAUCCCGACGCAACCGACGCCGCUAGGCUAGUCCGUCUUUCUCGUCGUGGUCACAAUAGCGACAGCAAACAGCAAAAACAACACUAA